This is a messenger RNA of Dinoponera quadriceps, 3345 nucleotides long. RefSeq names its product MAP kinase-interacting serine/threonine-protein kinase 1. Gene Ontology annotation, cellular component: nucleus; cytoplasm. The transcript has 5 exons. Gene Ontology annotation, biological process: peptidyl-serine phosphorylation; protein autophosphorylation; intracellular signal transduction. Gene Ontology annotation, molecular function: calmodulin binding; ATP binding; calcium/calmodulin-dependent protein kinase activity. Bases 962 to 2539 code for a protein of 525 amino acids. Lineage: Eukaryota; Metazoa; Arthropoda; Insecta; Hymenoptera; Formicidae. The record is from RefSeq and is a predicted model, not a curated record.
GCGGCCAUCUUGUCGAGCUCAGUCGGAAACCAACUGCCGAGCAGUGAGGGAUGGUUGCAGAGAGGAGACGAGAGAGAAGAGGCCAGAUGUGUUAGGCGAGGGAUUUUUUAAUGCGCUUCCGAGCCCGGCUGCCGCUACGUGCUAGAGGCUGUGCGAUAGCGACGACGGAGCCACAACAACCAUCGCGGGAUUUUCGCGUGCGAAAAGGCCCGGUGCACCCGGUUAAAAACCUUGUGCGGAGGGGGAGCUGCGGAGGAGGAGGAGGAGAAGGUUCUGGCGAGAGGCUGACUGCGAGCUUAGCUUCUCAUCGGCGAAAAGGCUUGGCCGCUUGGUUGGUGAGGAGUGGACGAGAUACGCGGCGAGGAAGAGAGUGAGAAGACCAGCACGUAGGAUGACCGACCGAGAGAAAGUGCAGUGUCAAAGUCUGUGAUAGUAUUUAUUUAACAACUCAACAACAACAAGAAGGUUUCGUACAUCUGUAGCGAAACAUCGUCGGCAACAGUAGCAGCAUCUUUCGUGGACGUGUCAUCGUCGCGUUCGAGAGAGAGAGAGAGAGGGAGAACGAAAGAGAAGAGGACGAAUAGAGAGUCGUGCGCGCCGAGAGACGAAGCUGCGGAGUGAAGAGACACGUAGAAGAUAGACUUUAUAUAUUUAUUUAUAUCUGUGAUACACAUACCGACGCGCUGAUAUACAUCAACCCUCUUUCGCGCGAGAUACGAGACGUGGACGAGCGAGAGGAGCAGAGAGGGAGAUUAUAUCAGUCUCUUAGUAGAUAGGCGUUUUUGUAAAUACGACUGACUCUUUUAUAAUUACUGCUAGCGGUGCGAGUCGUGAAAGACAGAGAGAGAGAGAGAAAGAAAAAUACAAAAAUCGCGUGCACGGACGGAUCUCUCAAGAGUGAACCGCCGAAAAACUCCCAGAUAUUAUCCGAACGAGCAGCAUCACGCGGUCGCACGGAAACAUGGUGGAGAAGAUUCUGGAGGAGAGAGAGGACGGCACUCAAGAGCCUGGACGAGGCGACGGCACCUGCCGGGAUGUGACCCCGACGGGGGAGUCUAUGAGCGCGGUGCAAGCCCGUCAGGAAGAGGCGAGACGUAAGAGACGCAGGAAGAGACGUUCCGGCUCGUCCUUGGUGUCCUCCUGCUUCCAAGAAUUGUACAAACUGACUGGUGAGGUACUCGGUGAGGGUGCUUACGCUUCGGUCCAGACCUGUACGUCCCUUUACACGGACCUCGAGUACGCCGUGAAGAUCAUCGAUAAGAUCCCCGGGCAUGCUCGCGCCAGGGUAUUCAAGGAGGUCGAGACGUUCCAUCAUUGCCAGGGCCACCCGAACAUCAUCCAGCUGAUUGAGUUCUUCGAGGACGAGGAGAAGUUUUACCUCGUGUUCGAGAAAGUCAACGGCGGCCAGCUGUUGAAUAGAAUUCAGGAGCGAGUUCACUUCACCGAGAGGGAGGCCAGUCAGAUCGUCAAUGAGAUUACGAGCGCGCUCAACUUUCUUCAUAAGAAAGGGAUCGCCCAUAGAGAUCUUAAGCCGGAGAAUAUCCUGUGCGUGUAUCCGGACAAGUUGACGCCGAUCAAGGUAUGCGACUUCGAUCUCGGUUCGGGCAUCAAGUUCAACAAUUCGUUGUCAAGUCCCGUGGCGACACCGCAACUUUUGACGCCGGUCGGUAGCGCCGAGUUCAUGGCGCCGGAGGUGGUCGAGGCGUUCAUCGGCGAGGCCAAUUAUUACGACAAGCGUUGCGAUCUCUGGAGCCUCGGCGUGAUCAUGUACAUCUUGCUCUGCGGCUAUCCACCCUUCUACGGGAACUGCGGCACCGACUGCGGCUGGGGUAGAGGCGAGAACUGUCAGGCUUGUCAGGAAUUGCUCUUCACCAGCAUUCAAGAGGGCAGGUACGAGUUCCCGGACAAGGAGUGGAGAUGCAUCUCCGAGGACGCGAAGGAUUUGAUCAGAGGCUUGCUCGUCAAGGAGGCUCACCGAAGGCUCAGCGCAGAUAGUAUUCUGAAACAUCCCUGGAUCAACCCCGGGCCGACCUCCGUCGAAACUUGCGAUCGGCCGCUUACCACGCCUCAUAUCAUAAGGAGGAACAACUCCGCUAGAGAACUCUCAGCAUUUGCUGAGUCCGCAAUGGCUGUGAAUCGUGUGGUACUUCAGCAUUUCUCUCUGAACCUCGAGGAUUUGGCGGAGAACAGGGAGCCGCGACUGUCCACGUCGUCCACCGACGACGACAAUCAUCCGUACGGACACAUGUCCGACUCAAGCAGCGAACUGUCCGAGAACAGCAAGCAAUUCACGACGCAUUCCUCCAGCGAGCUGGACGCCACGCGAACCCAGAAGUCGUCCUCCUCCGUGCUCUCCAACGUCGAUCUGAGCGACCCCAAGAUCAUCGGCAAGAAUCGCGUCCUCGGCAAGGACGCGCUGCACCUGUUCGGCUUGUCACCGCCGUGCGAGAGCCGUCUGAUGCAACGUCGUCUGAAGGCGCGCUCGGACCUGCUCGAGCGUCAAUCCGGCAAAGCGGUAAUCGCAUCCCCGAGUGGCUAAGAGGUCGUUGAAAGAGAAAAGAAAGAUCGUUAUCGUCCUUUCUCGCUACAGUAUCAUUUGUCUCUUUGUAACUUGCACGCGAGGACGCGAAGAUGUACAAUACUUUUUCCAACGGCUUAGAUUGGUAAUGAAUAGUGUAUAAAGCGAAAUGCGUCGCAGAGCCGCGGACGCGAUGAUAUAUUGGAUGCGCGAAUAAAACGAAAACAGGCUCGAUCGUUUACAAUUAGCAGUUGUGACGGCAAAAACACACAAUGACUCACGAGAUAAAAUUCUGUAAGAUCCUGCCGCGAGAACUAUACUAUUGGAGAAAGAAAAAAAUAUAUCGUUAUCUUCUUUUUUUUCAGUAGCCGUAAGCCUCUUUUGUCUUAAACUUUCCUUUUUAGCGUACGGUUCGGAUGAUAAGCAGAUGUUUUUAUUUCCAAUGUUCAGAGUCCCUUACUUUUACAUCUCAUCAAUCGCCCAACAUUAACUUUUAAUUAAUCGGUAAUAAUAAUAAUCGUGAACGUCUUGAAUAGAAAGAGCGUAAAUACUAAAGUAACGUAUAUUUAAAACCAAAAAAAGUAAAUAACGUAUAUACAUGUACGAUUUUGUUUAGAGCGUAAAUCUUAAUUAUAGCGUAAUAACUAACGUGUGCUGUAUUACGCGCAUUCAACUAUGUGGCAUCUCGGCACAUAAAAAAAGUCGAUACUUAUCGCGGAUCAGGGCGAAGGAAAGAAAAGAAACGCCGCAGUUUUCGACUCACGACGUCGCGCGCGAGUAAUUUUUUCGUUUCACUUGGAAAUAAAAGCAAAUCUGAUUACAUCUAA